UUUUGCAAGUCGAAAAUUUUUUUGAAACUUGGAAAUUUUUCUUUUCUUUACCCCCACGUCCCACGUUUAGAGUGCGAAAGUUCUUGUUCUUUCAACCGUUUUUCUUGAUGUUAUAAACAGUAAAGUAAACAGCAGAUACCUACGAUUCACAAAUUACUUGGUAAUGUCCAGUGUAUGUUAACCGUGGAGCUUGCGUUGUACUGAAAUCACAAAGUUUAGUAAUGUGUCGAAAUUCAAACCAACGAAGUUCAAAGCGUUCGAAAUGAACAGAAAACUCAUACGGUCUAUCUACCCGCGUGAUGUAAUUCGUCGGCAUUCUUGCAUCUACAAACAAUCCGACAGCAAGGAAACCGGCGCCGGUCUUCCAGAAUCAAACAUCGUGAUCUCGAAUGUAAAUAAUGUUUCAGUCGAACCCGACGUACACGUGCCUUCUUCCGAAGAAGCAGUCCAGACUGAUGAUAAUUUUCGAACUAACAGUUUGAACAUUCAGAUGCUGUCUCGGUCACUUUUCGAACAAAUUUUCGGGCAAGUUGAACGUAAAAUUAAUCGCGAUGAAAAGUUGUUACAGAAAUCGUUAGACGAACUGAGACAGCACGGUUUACCCGGGCCUAUGCAAAAGUUACCGGACGUCGAUUUGAAAUUACCAGAAAUUUUGAACGGCGACAUCGAAGAGCAUUUUUACGAACUCGGCAGGCAGCAAAGCGAACCGUAUAAAGCUUUGACCGACCGAUUGUUGAGUCCUAUUCCGCAGAUGCCGUCGGAAUGGAAUUUUUGCGCAGGUUGGACGAAAUACGUCGAUGGGAAACCAGUAAGCGUCGACUACCCGGAAGAAGAAAGUUUGAUAUUCGACGUGGAAGUUUGUUGCUCGGAAGGCGAAAUUCCGGUUAUGGCGACAGCGGCGAGUCCUACUCACUGGUAUAGCUGGGCGAGUAAAGAUUUGUGUGCGAAAAGAAAAGCCAUCAAUAAGAAAAAAAUGUCCAGCUACUCGACCGACGAUUUGAUACCGAUUGAAAGUGCCGCGAACGUUAGAGGCUACAAAUUGGACGACAGGUUUUCGAAACCGAAAAUAGUGAUCGGCCAUAAUGUUUCGUUCGACCGAGCCCGAAUCAAAGAGCAGUACUGGUUGGAGAAAACUGCGCUCAGAUUUAUCGAUACGAUGUCGUUGCACAUUGCCAUAAGCGGCGUAACCAGUUAUCAGAAAUUAAUGUUGAAAAGCGGCGCCGCUCAAAAAGAAGCGUGGGCGGAACUAACUUCUCUAAAUAAUAGUUUGAACGAAGUGCAUAAGUUUUACUGCGGUUCUUCGUUGAAAAAAGAAGAAAGAAACGUAUUUGUGACCGGAUCGUUGAAAGACAUUAGAGACGAUUUCCAAAGUUUGAUGACGUAUUGCGCCAACGAUGUCGCAGCUACCCAUAAAAUAUUAACGCAUUUAUGGCCCGAAUUUUUAAACCGAUUUCCUCACCCGGUUACGUUGGCUGGAAUGUUGGAAUUGAGCGUAUGUUAUCUUCCGGUGAAUCGCAAUUGGCCUACGUAUAUCGAAAAUUCGCAGCAAACGUACGACGAUAUGAACGUCGAGGCGAAAUUAUUACUGUCGCAAGUGGUAGAUAAAAACUGUCAAUUGCUCCACAACGAAAAGUAUAAAUCCGAUUUGUGGUUAUGGAGCGAAGACUGGCAAUUGAAACCGUUCAAAUUGAAUAAAGCGAAAACGAAAUCCAAGAAGAAGACUGAAACUUGCGAUAAGCACGCUGAAGAGACGAAGAACAAUCAAUGCGAAAGCGAAAAAGACGAAAUUGGAUUCGAUCAGGAUAGAAUCGAAAAGUUACGAACUCGAUUUUCAGAGUUACUUCGUACGGGUGAACGACUACCCGUGAGGAUACCAUAUUUAGCUGGUUAUCCGCAGUGGUAUCGAAAACUCUGUUCGCCUCCGAAGGCUGCCGAUUGGAGUCCGGGUCCGCAACUAAUCAGUACGUCGAUGAAAGUAGUUCCUAAAUUGCUCUCGCUUACCUGGAAUCAUAUGCCCUUACAUCACCUUAAGGAAUCCGGCUGGUGUUUCAUCGUUCCUUAUCAAACUGACAUAAGUUUUGCUGAAGCGGAAGUCGCCGUAUUUCCUGUAAAAGAAUUUGUUCGUUAUUAUUUAAAACUGAAAGAAACCGACUGUAUUCGCGAUCCGUCGAUAGAUGUGGAGAAAAUUUGCGUAAAAUUACGACAAUAUUUGAGUGGCGGUGGUGGUGGGGAGAGCAUCAAACUGACGUGUGGUUUGAAAAAAUUACCUCACAAAGACGGAGUCGAUUUAAACGUCGGAAAUCCUCUGGCUAGAGAUUUCGCCAACAAGUUUUCAGACUCUGAAUUGAAAAGCAAUUGCGAAAACGCGGUAAAAAUGAUAGAAAUCAGUCGCCGACUGUCGUAUUGGAAGAAUAACAAAGAUCGUAUCGAAGGUCAGUUCGUCGUAUGGCUGAAAGAUGAAAAUCUACCGAGCAAUUUACGAUCGUCUCAAAGUCACCAAAAACUAGGCGUCAUUCUGCCCUCGGUGGUUGUCUGCGGAACGCUUACUCGAAGAGCUGUCGAAUCUACGUGGAUGACUGCUUCGAAUGCGAGCGACGAGAGAAUAGGUUCGGAACUGCGAGGUAUGAUACAAGCGCCACCCGGUUACAAUAUAGUCGGCGCCGACGUCGACUCGCAAGAACUGUGGAUCGCUUCGUUAAUAGGCGACUCGUAUCAAGCGAAAGAGCACGGUUGCACGCCGUUCGGAUGGAUGACACUGAGCGGUCAGAAAGCCGAUAAAACCGAUAUGCACAGCGUUACUGCCAAAACCAUGGGCAUCUCGCGUAACAGCGCCAAAGUGGUAAAUUACGCGAGAAUUUACGGAGCCGGCGAGAAAUUCGCGAAUAGGCUUCUGAAACAGUUUAUUCCCAAUAUUGAAGACAGAGAUGCCGCGCUUAUCGCUCGUAAAAUGUUGCAAAAUACCAAAGGCAGACGAAUUUACGAAUUGAAACCCGACGUACUGGCCGAACAUAAACACAGAACCUUCACAUUGGCCAACGCUCGACAGCUGUGCAUGCUUUAUAAUAAAUCAGUCGACCAGCUUUUUCAGCCAGCUAAAUGGAGAACUGGCAGCGAGUCGGCGAUGUUCAACAGCUUAGAAGAGAUCGCUUGUAGCGCCGAACCGAGAACGCCGUUUUUGGGUGCUCGUCUUACCAAAGCGUUAGAACCGACAGCCCACGACGAUCAGAAAUUCAUGCCUACCAGAAUUAACUGGGUUGUUCAAAGUAGCGCGGCCGAUUUCCUUCAUUUGUUGUUGGUCUGUAUGCGUUGGCUAAUCGGUCCGAAGAUUCGAUUUUGUCUCAGUUUCCACGACGAAGUGCGUUACGUAGUGCCGCACAAUCAAAAAUACCAAGUAGCUUUAGCCUUGCACGUUAGUAACUUGUUAACGAGAAGUUUCUGCGUUCGAAGAUUAGAUAUGUGCGACUUGCCGCAGUCCGUUGCCUUUUUUUCUUCCGUCGAAGUCGAUACCGUGUUGAGGAAAGAAUCGACGCAAGACUGCAUUACGCCGUCCAAUCCUCACGGUUUGUCCAAAGGUUACGCAAUACCGCCCGGAGAGUCGUUGAAUAUUUUGGAUUCAAUUCGAAAAGCUGACGGAAAAAUCGGAAACGUCGAACCAAAACGUACUUGACCUUUAAGAAUACGAGUUUCAAAAUGUCGAGUUGUUUAAAGAAGAAACACGUUAUGAAUGAGAUUUUAAGCGGCGAUGUAGAAAUCAAAGACGGACAUCAAUUAGUCAAAGUACUAAAAACUCAGGGUAAUCACCUGUACGAAGUUCAAACCACA
This is a messenger RNA of Planococcus citri (citrus mealybug), 3822 nucleotides long. RefSeq names its product DNA polymerase gamma, catalytic subunit tam (gene tam). Gene Ontology annotation, molecular function: DNA binding; 3'-5' exonuclease activity; DNA-directed DNA polymerase activity. Gene Ontology annotation, biological process: mitochondrial DNA replication. The record is from RefSeq and is a predicted model, not a curated record. Lineage: Eukaryota; Metazoa; Arthropoda; Insecta; Hemiptera; Pseudococcidae. Bases 263 to 3667 code for a protein of 1134 amino acids. Gene Ontology annotation, cellular component: mitochondrion; gamma DNA polymerase complex. The transcript is spliced from 3 exons.